Truncatella angustata is the source of this 1409-nucleotide messenger RNA. RefSeq lists its product as uncharacterized. NCBI's taxonomy places the organism in Eukaryota, Fungi, Ascomycota, Sordariomycetes, Amphisphaeriales, Sporocadaceae. The transcript has a single exon. Bases 135 to 1310 code for a protein of 391 amino acids. The record is from RefSeq and is a predicted model, not a curated record. Gene Ontology annotation, molecular function: FAD binding.
AAUACACAAUGCAGUAUACGCUUUCGAAGAUCACGGUCAAUAUUAAUAUAAACGCAAUCAAAUGGUAUUGAGCACUGAGUUUUGUAGCUCUACACUGCCAAUCUUGUACUUUCACCCCAACAAAUAGGCGCAUAAUGACGCAAAGACCCAUUCUUAUCUCUGGCGCCGGACUGGCAUCUCUGUUGCUCGCCCAAUCCCUGAAGAGAUCAAGUAUACCCUUUCAAAUCUUUGAGCGCGAUGCCUCUCUCCACUUUCGCGGUCAGGGUUACCGUCUACGUCUGUCCAGCGAGGGGCUGGAUGCGAUAGAAGCAGUCCUUGACGCUGCAGCAUUCCAACGCUUUUAUGAUCGCUGCGGAAAGACCGGCGGAAGCGGCUUCGCAGGCUUUGAUGCCAUUACGGGCGAGCAGACAGAUUCUGCCACCGGUGGUGAGUCGUUGGGGUCGCGAGAGGGAAAGAUCGUCGGUAUUGCGCGCGGAGAUAUGAGAAAGCUGUUCCUGGAAGGUAUCGAGGAUACCGUUCAGUUCAGGAAGCAUGUCAAAGGAUAUGAAUUAGUGGAUGACGGUGUUCGAGCAAUUUUCACCGACGGCACAAAAUCUGACCAGGGAUCUAUGCUCGUUGGAGGCGAAGGGAUCAAUUCGGCUGUAGCUAAGCAGGUGUCUGGGGGCCGACUCAAGGUCUACGACACCGGCGCUAGAGGUAUUCACGGGCAGGCCCCAACGACAGCAUUCAAGCGUCUCGGAGAAGGGGUCUUCCGGAUCUCGGACGACUCAAACCCUGACGGUCGUCUUGGUAUCAUUACGAACGUCCGUCCAAACGACAUGGACGAUCCUAACGUUGAGUUCGGGUGGACGAUGGUAGGACCCCCUGGAGUUAUCAAGGCACCCAACGACGACUACGCCAUCGUAGGCAAAACAGCAGCUGAUAUCGCCAAAUCACUUACUUCGAAAUGGAACGAGCGGUUCAAGCCUCUAUUCGACGAAAUGAACGAGUCUGAAGCUGCUUUCUGGAAAAUCACGUGUUCGACGCCCAGCGGCGUCCCUGAAUGGCCCAAUGAGCCGCGGGUAACUGUCAUUGGAGAUGCUGCACACUCAAUGACACCGGCUGGAGGAAUUGGAGCAAACACGGCUGUCAGAGACUCAGCCUUGUUGGGACGCUUGCUCGCUGAGGCCGGUGGGUAUCGGGAAGACGUGACGGCUGCGUACGAGAAAGGUAUGAGAGUCUAUGGUAGUGAAGCAGUUGCCACAAGUUAUGGCCUUGCCACAAAAGGCUUUCAAAUUAGUAUUGACGAAUCCUCGACCCCUACUGUCUAGACAGAGAUUAGAGAAACCUGGGGCCUAUAGUAUUGCACGAGCCACCAUAUGAUUAUAUCGUACGCAUUACAACCUAAAUAUAAUUUCGAAAACAACAAA